Molecule: messenger RNA, 988 nt
Organism: Rubroshorea leprosula
Lineage: Eukaryota; Viridiplantae; Streptophyta; Magnoliopsida; Malvales; Dipterocarpaceae
Source: the annotation of a GenBank genome assembly
GAAACCCUAGAAUCCUUUUUCUUCUUAUUUCUUUGCAAAACAUAAUCCCCAUCAAGAUUUAUGGAGGCUAGUUCUUCUUCACGAAGUGUGGGUUCGAUCAGAUCUGGAGAGUUUAGCAUGAUUGAAAUGAAAAGUGAGAAUUUCAUUGUUUUUCUGGAGCUAUUGCACCGAGCAUGAUUGGUUUGAAAUGAAACUGUCUUCAUUGGUAUUGAGUAGAGCAUGCCUAUUUGGAAUUGACUGAACUGUUUUGAUGAACUGAGAGUUUGCAAAUUCUGAGUUUUCUGAUAAAUCCAUGCCCACAUGGAAUCUUUCUGGUUAUUUCUGAAAUUGGGAUUGAUUGUGAAAUUCGGGUUUUCUGUAAACUAUGCAUGGUUUUGUCUCGAAUAUAGUCAUGAUUACUGAUUACUGUGCCCGCUAGUGGGAGGUUUAUAAACGCUAGCACAUGUCGACAUGUUUACUGAUAGAACCAGUUCACCCUACCAAUGGGGUUAAACAUUGGUAAUUACUGUCGCCUGCCAGUGGGAGUUGUAAACACUGGCACAUUAUUGACGCCUGCCAGUGGGAGUUGUUAAACACUGGCACUUCUGUAACCUUGCCUAUGGGGUUAAACAUUGGCAACUACUGUGCCCGCCAGUGGGAGGUUUAUAAACGCUGGCCAUGACUUAUAGAUGAGAAUACUGAACUGAGUUUUCUUCUGCAUUGACGGCAUGCUAAAGUUUUACCCAAGGGCUAUCCAUAUUUACUUACUGAGUUAUCUCAUAGUUUUCCUUGUCCACCAUUUCAGGAAGCGAAACCGAGGAUGGGGAAACCGAGGGGAGUGAUGAGUUAGAAGGCUAGCCAUUUUGAGAUUGAUAUAGAUUUAGAAAUAAAUCAUGCUCUUGCAAGCUAGAGUGUAUUUGGAGAUUUAUGAUAUCAGAGCAGAUUGUAAAAUUUUAUCUUGAGAUUUUAUGGUAUCGGAUUGUGAUUUGAAUAAGUUUUGAUCCUUGUG